AUGGAAUCAAAAUCAAUGACAAUCAGCACUAAAAUAUAACAGUCUAAUUAUUCUGCAUUAUCAAAUCUACCUAGACAUAUUAUUAAUUAAAUUAAAAAUGAAGGUAUUAUAUAUAUUCAUUUAUUAGGUGAAAUGUAUAUUACAGCACCUCAAAAAUGCUCAAAAAUAUGGAUAGAAAUGAGAAAAAAUGAUUUUGUGACUGAUGCUUAAUUAAACUUUACUAUUGUGUAAAGAAUCUUUGAAGCUUGUAGAAGUGAGAUAGUACAAUUACUGAAACUGUAAAAUGAAAAUGAUUUCUUUGAUCUCUUUGAUUAAGAUAAUGAUGGGUAAGAAUUAAUUGAAUUCUCUUAGAAUGUUGAAUGAAGAUGAGUAGAUUCUAGUUUUUUCAGUAAUUAAAGAAAAAAUGCAUUAAGUAGCAACUGCUUUAUUGAAAAUAUAAGAAUAUAUAUUAUUCAAACAGUUAAUGAAAGAAUUAAGAACUUUAGAGGCAAAUAUAGCAGCUUAUUAAAAUUAAUUAAGAUAACGUAUAUCAAUAAAAGAGAGAAAAGUAUAUAAGGAAAUAGGAUAAGAAAAAUUAGAUGAUUUUUAUGAUAAAUACUAUUAAGAAUUUUAAUAACUAACAAAGUAUAAAAUUGAAAGAAGGUACUCUAAUUAUAUUAAUAAAGAGCAUAAUUAAAAAUAUCAUAAGAAAAAGAAUUAGGAAUAAUGGAAGAUCGACUCUCUAAAGAUACUGAAUUAAUGAAAGUUAAACCAAAAAAAAAGUUAAAGGAUCUAUAAACUCAAGAAAAGUUGGUUAGUUUGGAGGAGAGAGUAGAAGAAGCAUUAGAUUUUAGAAAAGAAUUAAAAGAUUUAGAGAAACAUGAAUAAGAUAGAGUGUAUAAAGUAUAAAAAUAUCGAAUUGAAAAAUAACAUAGUGAUUUAUUAUUUAAGUAAGAAAAGGAAAGAGAAUAAUUAGAGGGUAAAUUAUAAGAAACUGAAUAUAAAUUAAUCAUACAAAUGAAAAAAGAUUAUGAUGUUUUACUUAAACAAAUCAAUCUUCAUAAUAAUGAAAUAACAAGAAUUUAGAGUUUAGCAUCUAAUCAAGCAAUGAAGAAAGGAUUGUAUGAAGGAGAAGCUAAGAGAUAGAAAGUUUAAUCUUAAUUAUAAAAUACUAUCAUUGCUUAAACUAAAGCCAUCAGUUAACCAGAAUCCAAAAUUAAUGAUUUAGAUUAAUUUCAUGAAUCUGAAACCAUUAGAAAAUUGGAAUCUCGAAAGAGUCUCUAAUUUGUUGGUUCUCCUGGUAAAGUAAAUAACAUAUUAUAUCUAAGCCUGUGUUUUCAGAGGAGAGUGAAAAAAGUCCUAUGGGUGCUGCAUUUAAUGGAAAAACAAAGAACUAUUAUUAAAUCAGAAAAAUUAUCAAAGAUUCUAAAAAUAUUACUUAAUUUUAUAUUAAGAAGAAUUAUGGUGCUGUAUGUUAUUCGAUAUAUUUCAAAGGAUUUACCAGUUAAUUUUAUUAGAAGUGCACAUAAUAUUUAAGGUGAUUAACAUGAAAAGAUAGAGAGAUUUCUUUCUGUUAAACGUAAAUCUUAACAUGAACUUUUACCACCGAUAACUUAAUUGUAUGAUGAUGACAUGCAAGAAAAAGUAAUGUAUUUUUAAUAAACUUUAGUAAAUCAAGGCAAUAACUUAGACUGAUUAAGAAAUAAAAAGAGAAAAGGCACUUAAAAGAGCAUUUAUUAAUGAAAAAUUGUUUAGAAAUGAUUGA
Messenger RNA from Paramecium pentaurelia, 1744 nucleotides. The record is from the annotation of a GenBank genome assembly. Lineage: Eukaryota; Ciliophora; Oligohymenophorea; Peniculida; Parameciidae.